ACCAUGAGCCUGAUGCUGGAGACGCUGCUGGGCCCCCCGGGGGGGCUCCGCAAGGAGCCGGGCCGCGUUCCCCGGGGCUCCGCCGCCUCCAGCGGCUUCUACUCGUGGCCGGCUCCGGUGGUGGGGCGGGCGCGGGGCGCGGGGGGCGGCGGCGGCAGCGCGGCCGCGUCCUCCACCGAGAGCCUGGACUCGCUGAACGGCGAACCGCGGGCGCGCAACGAGAAGGAGCUGCUGCAGGUGCUGAACGACCGCUUCGCCGGCUACAUCGAGCGGGUGCGGGCGCUGGAGCAGCAGAACCGGGCGCUGGCGGCCGAGGCGGCGGCGCUGCGGCAGCAGCAGGCGGGGCGCUCGGCCAUGGGCGAGCUGUACGCGCGGGAGCUGCGGGACAUGCGGGGCACCGUCCUGCGCCUGGGAGCCGAGAAGGGGCAGCUGCGGCUGGAGCGGGCCCGCCUGGCCGAGGACGUGGCGGCGUUGCGGGGACGGCUGGAGGACGAGGCGCGGCAGCGCGGGGAGCUGGAGGCGGCGGCGCGGGGGCUGGCGCAGCGCUCGGCGCAGGAGGAGCGGGCGCGGGCGCCGCUGGAGGAGCGGGCGCGGGCGCUGCGGGAGGAGGCGGAGAUGCUGCGGAGGCAGCACCGCGCCGAGGUGGGAGCGCUGCUGCGGGGGGCGCGGCCGGAGGCCCCCGCCGAGCCCCCCUCGGCGCUGCGCCCCGGGGUCACCGCCGCGCUCCGGGACCUGCGCGCACAGCUGGAGGGCACGACCGCCCGCAGCACCCUGCAGGCGGAGGAGUGGUUCCGCGUGAGGCUGGACAAGCUGUCGGAGGUGGCCAAGGUGAACACAGACGCCAUGAGAGUGGCCCAGGAGGAGAUCACCGAGUACCGCCGGCAGCUCCAGGCCAAGACCACCGAGCUGGAGGCCCUCAAAGGGACCCAGGAGUCACUGGAGAGGCAGAGGCAGGACUCUGAGGAGCGGCAUCAUGCAGAUGUCCUGUCCUACCAGGAAACCAUCCAGCAGCUGGACAGCGAGCUGAGGAACACCAAGUGGGAGAUGGCAGCUCAGCUCCGGGAAUACCAGGAUCUGCUCAACGUCAAAAUGGCCCUGGACAUCGAAAUCGCUGCCUACAGAAAGCUCUUGGAAGGGGAGGAAUAUCGGCUCGAGACCGGCAUUGGGAUGCUCUCCUACCCCGAGGUGGUCCCCAAGGCUCCCAGCAUCACCACCAACAUCAAGGUGAAGAGCGAGGAGAAGAUCAAGGUGGUGGAAAAGUCGGAGAAGGAGACGGUGAUUGUGGAGGAGCAGACGGAGGAGAUCCAGGUGACCGAGGAGGUCACGGAGGAGGAGGAGGCUGAGAAAGAGGCGGAAGAGGAGAAAGCUGAAGAGGAGGAGGAGGAAGAAGAGGAGGAGAAAGCUGAAGAGGGUGAAGAAGAGGCCAAGUCUCCUGCAAAAGAGGAGGCCAAGUCCCCAGAGAAACCGGAGUCCCCCUCAAAGGAGGAGGCCAAGUCUCCUGAAAAGCCCCCAACUCCCUCUAAGGAGGGGGCCAAGACCCCGGUUGUGAAGUCCCCAGAAAAACCUGCAACCCCCUCCAAGGAGGAGGCCAAGAGCCCAGCUGUGAAGUCCCCAGAAAAACCUGCAACCCCCUCCAAGGAGGAGGCCAAGAGCCCAGCUGUCAAGUCCCCAGAAAAACCUGCAACCCCCUCCAAGGAGGAGGCCAAGAGCCCUGCUGUCAAAUCCCCUGAAAAGCCACCAACUCCCUCCAAGGAGGAGGCCAAGACCCCCACAGUGAAGUCCCCUGAGAAACCUGCACCCCCCUCAAAGGACAAGGCCAAGACCCCUGAGAAACCCUCAGCCCCCCCUAAGGAAGAGGCCAAGAGCCCGGCUGUGAAGUCCCCAGAGACACCUGCAGCUCCCUCCAAAGAUGAAGCCAAACCCCCCUCUGUCAAAUCCCCAGAAAAAGCCCCAACCCCCUCCAAGGAGGAGGCCAAGACCCCAACUGUGAAGUCCCCAGAGAAGCCCCCAACCCCCUCCAAGGAGGAGGCCAAGACCCCAACUGUGAAGUCCCCAGAGAAGCCCCCAACCCCCUCCAAGGAGGAGGCCAAGACCCCAAGUGUGAAGUCCCCUGAGAAGGUCAAGUCUCCUGGGAAGGAGGAGGCCCCGGCCAAGGAGCCAACCCCUGCUCCGAAGGAGCCGAAAGCCCCCGCGAAGGAGGAGCAGCCCAAGGAGGUGAAGGCUCCCUCCAAGGAGGAGGGUAAGAAGGAGGAAGCUCCCAAGAAAGAUGUCCCAGCCAAGGCAGAGGAGAAACCCAAAGAGAAGGUGCCAGAGCCUCCAGCCCCACAGGUGAAGGAGACCCCCAAGCCAGGCCCCAAACCCGCUGAAGAAGGAAAAGCCGAGAAGGAGACUCCACCAAAACCUCAGCAGGAGGUCGGCAAAGCGGCCGCCAAGGAGGCUGAGAAGCCAAAGGCUGAGGAGAAGGUGGAGGAGCCCAAGAAAGAGAAAGUGGAGGAACCCAAGAAGGAGAAGGUGGAGGAGCCCAAGAAGAAAGUAGAGGAACCCAAGAAGGAGAAGGUGGAGGAACCCAAGAAGGAGAAAGUGGAAGAACCCAAAAAGGAGAAGGCGGAGGAACCCAAGAAGGAGAAGGUAGAGGAGCCCAAGAAAGUAGAGGAGCCCAAGAAAGUAGAGGAGCCCAAGAAAAAGGUUGAGGAGCCCAAGAAGGAGAAGGUGGAGGAGCCCAAGAAGGUAGAGGAACCCAAGAAAGAGGAACCCAAAGCCCAAGCAAAACCCAAAGAUGAGCCCAAGGCCAGCAAGGACCCCCCCAAGGCCGAGGACCCCUCCAGCAAGGAGGGCACAGCCCCGGAGCCAGCCCCCACUGCAGGGAAGAAGUGAGUGCAGAGUCCUGGGUGCCGAUGGGCACUGCGGGCACGGGGGCUGCCCUGCCCACCCCGAGGGCCGGGCCCGGGGUGGGACCCCCAGGCUGGGCUUCCCCUUAGCAAUAGGCCCUGUGAGAGCCGCAGGGUGGGCGACGCUUCCCUCGCAGAACGUGAUCCCCACAUUUAACACUUGAAUUAUAACCCAGGAGAAGAGGGGAGACCCCCCCAGGGAAACUCCCACAGGGGACCCCUCCGCCCUUCUCCCCUAAGUGCAUUUAUUCAAUGUAUGUGCAAUGGAUGGACGAGUGCAAUGCAGAGCUGUAGCUGCUUGGGGGGGGCUGGUGGGGUCCUGCCCUGCCCGGGGUGGGGGGACUGUCCCCUGGAGCAGUGGUGGGAGAGGCUGGGAGCUGCAGGAAUCGCUCCCAGACACGGGCUGGGAGCUGCAGGAAUCGCUCACAGACACGCACGGGUGCACCAGGAACCUCAGCCCACUGAUCUUUGCUUACUGUGCAAUAACCAAAUAAAAGUGCUUACGGAGA
Myiozetetes cayanensis is the source of this 3397-nucleotide messenger RNA. It is a transcript of the gene NEFH, whose product is annotated as neurofilament heavy chain. Gene Ontology annotation, molecular function: structural constituent of postsynaptic intermediate filament cytoskeleton. Gene Ontology annotation, biological process: axon development. The record is from RefSeq and is a predicted model, not a curated record. Lineage: Eukaryota; Metazoa; Chordata; Aves; Passeriformes; Tyrannidae. Gene Ontology annotation, cellular component: neurofilament; axon.